Messenger RNA from Ctenocephalides felis (cat flea), 1164 nucleotides. RefSeq lists its product as uncharacterized. The transcript is spliced from 5 exons. The coding region runs from base 1 to 1164 and encodes 387 amino acids. NCBI's taxonomy places the organism in Eukaryota, Metazoa, Arthropoda, Insecta, Siphonaptera, Pulicidae. The record is from RefSeq and is a predicted model, not a curated record.
AUGAAAAAAAUCCGCGAAACUCUAGAACCAUGGAACCCCCUUUCGAUUUUCUCAAAGGGCAAACCGCCCCCCAGCCGUCAAGAACCCGAAAACAAUGGAUUCGUGAAAAAGGGCGUCGAGAAAUCGAAAUCGGCCGAACCUAUAGGACAUAUUUUUGAAAAACCGAAAGUUGUGGCCAAAAAAUUGUUGGCAAAGUCGCCCUCCAAUGAAGGGUUCUAUUCUGUGAACCCUGUUGUGGUCGAGGAUCAGUUCCAGGGCGUCUGGACGCCACUGGAUUUUGAUAUUGAUGCCCUUUACGCGGUGCCGAGGAAGAGGAAUAAAAUUAAUAGGAAUGAACAAACAAUGGAACUUUCGUAUGCCAAUUUGGCAGACAGCAAAUUCCAACCUUUAACGAUAAAGACGAGCGGAGAGGAACUUCAUUAUCAGAUCGUUAAACCGAAACCUUUGAGAUGCAAGAGAAGUAAAUCUGCACAAAACCUUCACAAAUCGGAACUAAAGGUUUUUCUGCAAAGGACACCAUCGUGCGAAAUCGAUGCUGUUUAUGAUGUACCUGGUAAAGCCAAACCGGUGGGAAAAAUAGAUAAAAAUAAUGAUAAUAAUAACACUAAAAACUGUCAGAAUGCAUUUAGUAAACUCAAGAAGUACGCGGAACAGAACACCAAAGAUGAUAAUAAUUUAGUGCCUGAAAUAAAACUGAAUGACCAAAAUUUAGUACCUGAAGUGCCUCCGAAAACGAAAGAAACUGAUAGUAAUAAUAUAGAUGAUAAUUAUAUUGACCAUGAUAAUGUUACAUCCACCUUAGAAAAAAGUCUUCCAGUUAAAUCUAAUAGUUGUACACAUGAAAGGGUUGAACACUUUUAUCAAGAAAUCCCUGAUAAAAAUGAACCAAGUAGUGCAAAAUUGGUGGUGGAUCAGAAUAGUUUGGAUAAUGAUGUUUUAUCAAGUGGAAGCAGUUUGGGUAUUGUUGAAUGUUUAAAUAAAAUUGAAAAACUAGAAGAAGUCCAUGCUGAUGUUUCUUCAAAACCAAGUGUUGAGAUUUUGGAUAAACCUUCAGACAAAAAAGUUGAUAACAUCAGUCUACCUUACCUCGAUCCCUUACCAACUCCUUCAGACUUCAGCGAAUUACGAAUACUGGCAAGAAAGGAUCAAAAUCCGCGAACCUAA